Messenger RNA from Vicia faba (fava bean), 306 nucleotides. Lineage: Eukaryota; Viridiplantae; Streptophyta; Magnoliopsida; Fabales; Fabaceae. The record is from the annotation of a GenBank genome assembly.
AUGGUUGAUGAGGAGGUUUCGAGUUUUGAAAAUAGUAAUUCAUGUAGUAGACCUAUAGAUUGCAGAUGGUGGGAUGGAAAGGCGUUGUUUCCGUUGUUGCUGGUGAUGGGAAUGGUAAUCUUAAGUAUACUGACAUGGUUGAUGCUUCCGUUGUUGUUGGAUCUUACAAAAAGAUUGUCUGAUAAGAAUAAGAGUUUCGUGGAAAAGAAACUCAACAAACUUAAAAGAGAGGUGGAGUUAUUCGGACCUCAAGAAGUGGUUAACAAAUAUCGUGAAUAUACAGACAACGAAGAAGAUUACUUAUGA